GAGGCCCACCUCCUUGACUCACUUGUGUUUUUAACCAAGUGGGCAUCGUGUGCUUGGGAAGAGUUUUGUGAAACAUCAAAAUUUUAAAUACCCUCUGCUGUUAUUUCAAACAUGAAGGUUACUGACAGUGGCGUGAUUCGCUUUCACCUUCAAGUCAUGCAUGGAAUAAAUGUGAAAAGUAUUGAGAGGAAAACAGAGAGAGUCUUCAUCGGGGGUGCAAAGAUUUUUGGCGUGCCUCUGGAGAAUCUGUCAAGGAGUUUCAUUCCGGAAUUUGGCCUGGUUCCUGGCUUUGUCGUAGACACUUGUUCAUUUCUUCUGGAGCGCGCUGGGACGGUUGGCCUGUUCCGAAAACCAGGCUCUCUCCCUCGCAUUAAGGCCCUCAGGGCCAAGCUAAAUCGUGGAGAGGCCUGUUUAGCCACAGCCUUUGCCUACGAUGUGGCCACCCUCAUCAAACAGUUCUGCAGGGAGCUUCCGGAGCCUCUGAUUCCGGCAGAGAUCCACACUACCAUGCUGAAGGCCCAGUCGCUUGACUCCCUGCAGGACAGAACCUUGGCCCUCCAGAUGCUGUCUUGCUUGCUGCCUGCCAGAAAUGCCUCCUGUCUGCAUUAUUUGUUUGACUUCCUUUCCAAAGUGACCCAAAGAUGUGAAGAAAACUUGAUGACCAGCACUAACCUGGCUACAGUCUUUGCUCCAUGUCUCCUCCCACCUCCUAACAAGGAAGAGAUGUCUGAACGACGCUUUGAACUCAGAAUCCUUGUGUUGCGCACUUUCAUCGAAAAACCACAAUUGUUUGGAGUGAUUCCAAAAGCUGUUAUGGAUGGCAUGGAAGUCCUGAUGAACUUCCAUCUUCUGAAGGAUGCACAUUCAAACAAAGAAACUCAAAAGAGGCACAAUUUGAAAGUUUUGUGGUCUGUAAAGACUGUGCCGUGGAUUCAAAGGAAGUCAAAGGUCAGGCGGCAAGUCCGUCAGCAAAACCAGGAGUCCAACGUGAGGAAACGACCAACUCUCAGGAGGAGCCUGGGUCUGAAGGCUUUCCCGGAUAUUGUCUUUUUUAGGGCUUGUAUGGCGUCUGAAGACCAAAAUUCAUCACCUGGAGCUGCCAUUUUGGAUGCCUUGGAUCUUUCUGGCAAAUGGUCUUCUAAUAUGAUAUACGGGGACCUGCGUCUUGGGACGUUCCCUGGGGUACACCGAGGACAGGAUGCGGCCUCACAUGCGCUCACUGGUGUGGGGAAGCUACAACUGGCAUCCUGGAGUAGACGGAUUUCUUUAAUGCAUGCCUGAUGGUGAUGUAUUUUUGUGAUCAUUUAGAUUUUAUUUAAAUUGUCAUAACUAUUUAUUCAAUUGUGGUCAUGUGCCAUUCAUACCAAAUAAAAAGCUUUCUUCCAGG
Messenger RNA from Syngnathoides biaculeatus (alligator pipefish), 1387 nucleotides. RefSeq names its product rho GTPase-activating protein 11A-like. Gene Ontology annotation, biological process: signal transduction. The record is from RefSeq and is a predicted model, not a curated record. The transcript is spliced from 8 exons. Bases 112 to 1281 code for a protein of 389 amino acids. NCBI's taxonomy places the organism in Eukaryota, Metazoa, Chordata, Actinopteri, Syngnathiformes, Syngnathidae.